Messenger RNA from Pocillopora meandrina, 1556 nucleotides. The record is from the annotation of a GenBank genome assembly. Lineage: Eukaryota; Metazoa; Cnidaria; Anthozoa; Scleractinia; Pocilloporidae.
CCAACACCCGCAAGUUCCUGCAAAGAAAUAUAUGAAAAAGACUGGUAAGGAACGUACGAUCGUUAAAUUUGUGCCUGAACGAGGGUGGGUGGCAAACAAACAUAUCGCGAAAAUCAUUCUACAAAAAAUUGCGCACUGGAGGAAAAAAAAUAUACAAAGCUAAAAGCGCAAAAAAAGAAAAAUAAAUAAAAAAUAAUUUAUGCAAGUUGAGAAUUCCACAUCUCUUCCCCUUUACAUGUAAGGAUCAGUGUGAGUGAUUUGAGAGAGUGUAAACUCGGCUGGAUUUGUAAGGUUUCUUCUCUAAUAUCGUGAUGGUGCGGAUCUGGGCUCCUGUUUGGCUACACAUCAAGAGUACAGUUUAAAUACCUAAAUAGCCUUGUAACAAGCCUUCACCCGUUGGAAAUUGUGACAUGUCUCCGUCCUGUUAACCCUGAUUUUGUUUAUCUCAGUAUUAUUCUCGCUGACCGUAAUAGCGCUGAGCCAAGACUUCCCCGCGUAUUCUUUGCGAUGUCACGCAGUGCUGCUUCUUUUUUGCGUCUCGUGACAUUCCAAAGAACUACCUCGUAGGAUUCAAAGAAUAUAACACUCUGAUGCUCUCUCAUUAGUGCCAGCCCGAACAAGGCGUUUAACCUCAACCUUGGGAAUAAAUAUCUGUCUGUGUAUUGUUCCAUGGAUGGGGAGCUUGGAGACUGCGGUGGUGGGGGAUGGACGCUGGUCAUGAAGAUUGACGGUGCAAAGGUACAGUGGAACCCCUCUAAACUGGAAACCCUUGGGACCGUAGUUUUUCAAGAAUGUCGAAUGAAAACUUUGACUCGUUUCUUUCACUCCUGUUUGCUUCCCUUUGUCUCUUUUAAGUCAGUGAAUGUUCUAUAGAUCAUAUUAAAGGGCCACGCUCAACCAGCAUGCAAUACGGGCGUAGUGGACACUCUCAGUAUUUUCAGGCGCGAGUUUGAUGAAGCACUCAUAGAGCGAAGUGAAGCAAAACUGGUGUAAUCCCGGAUUGCUUUAGACACUAACUUAAAAAUUGCCUCAUCUUGCAGCACAACUUCAACUACGAUUCAAAAGCGUGGUCUUCCAGGUCUUCAGUGUUCCCCGAAAAUGGAGACACGGGGUUGGCUCACUUUGAGACCCUGUUACCAACGUACUGGAGCACGUCCUUUACCAAGAUCUGUCUCGGCAUGAAGGUCGAUGGAGCAACCAGGUUCUUGCGAGUGAAUAGGGCAGCAGCCUCACUGUAUGCCCUCAUUGCUGAUGGUCAGUACCGUGCAACCUCCCUGGGUCGCGAUGCAUGGAAGGGACUGGUUGGUCCCAAAGCCUCCCUCCAGCGCAACUGUAAUCGAGAAGGGUUCAAUACGCGGGGAACUUUAGGUACUCGUGCUAAGAUGCGAAUUGGUAUCAUCGCUAACGAGCAAAAUGAUUGUAAUUCCCCUGAUUCCAGAAUCGGGUUUGGUGGAUGGGGACCGGUAGCCGAAGUCCCGUGUGGAAACGUAGCCAGGCACGGCGGGGACAACGGAGACCAAACCAUCAGAGCCUUCGGAUACAUCUUCGUUCAGUAA